Molecule: messenger RNA, 1482 nt
Organism: Trichobilharzia regenti
Lineage: Eukaryota; Metazoa; Platyhelminthes; Trematoda; Strigeidida; Schistosomatidae
Source: the annotation of a GenBank genome assembly
AGAUUCAAGAGAAAAUGUGAUGAAUGUAAAGAUACACUAAUUGCAAAUGGUUAUACACAAUUCACUGUAGAAGAUUUCCAUGAACAGUUUGUUGGUAUGGUCGAUCGAUUUACAGUGGAUGGUGGAACAUUAGAAGAACUGGAAGAAGUGUUCAAUGAUCAAGCUUAUUCAGAUUAUUAUGUUGUAUUCUUAAGACUUUUAGUUUCUGCAUAUAUACAGAAAAAGGCAGCAUAUUUUGUAAAUUUUAUCGAUGAAGGUAAAACGAUUAAUCAGUUUUGUGAAACGGAAGUUGAACCAAUGGCUCGUGAAUCAGACAAUAUUCAUGUUGCUGCCUUAGCUUUAGCUGUUGAAUUGCCUAUUUAUGUAGAGAAUUGUCAACAAUCGGGUGAAUUGAAUCGAAUUGAGUUUCCUGCACACAGUGAUCUAAUGAAUAUGGAUGAUGGGGAUGAACAACACGUCUCCGAUGGAACUGGUGGUGGCGGCGGUGGUGGGGGGCAAGAGGCUUCCAAUGAUAGUUGUCAUCAUCAACACUCUGUUCAUCAGGAAAAGGAUCAUACUACCGACUAUAAGACAAAUCCUCCUGUUACUCUGUUAUACAGACCUGGUCAUUAUGAUAUCCUCUAUCCUAAUUCAAAAAAAUAAAGACGAUGGAAAACCAAUGACAAAAACAGAAGAGUUUCCGCAGCGAUUUAUUUCAUUGAAUAACAUUUGGAAGAAUGCAUGAAUGAAUGAAGGGAUACUUGAAUGUGUUGUUGACUUGGUUUCUCUUUUAUUAGGUAACUAACCAACUAACUAACUGACUAACCGACUUCUCAAUGCUUUACAAAAUCAAUGAUGAAUAGGUCUUCAGUUGUUAUUAUUAUUAUUAUUAAUUUUUCUGUCAUAUGUGUAUGUAAACGUCUGUUUUCUGCUUUCUUGCCUUCGUCUAUGGCACCUUUCUCCAACCCUGCUCUACCCCACCCUCCUUAUUACCUUGUUUUUGUGUUCAUGCGUUGUUAAUGACCAGGAUGAUGUUGAUGACGACGUUGCCUUUUGUUUUUCUCCUUUUCAUCAUAAUUUCUGAAUGGUGUUUUUGUCUCUUCUCUUUGCUGUUGUUGUUGUUGGUGGUGGUGUUUUUGAGCUGGGUACACAACUGAUUAUCAAUGGGCUUUGCUCCGUCUAGUAUAUUUUUAAGUCUACUAAUGGAUAUUUAACCCUAACUCACUUCAGCGACUCAGGGAUUGACUUGUUACCACCAGGGAAUAAUCUCGUUGACUUAGAAUAUGCAGAUGAUAUAGUCCUUCUAGGUGAAGACGCUGACGAAAUGCAGAGUUUUCUGAACACCUUGAGCUGCGAUCUACGAAUGUUUGAGCAUGCGAUUCUCUCCCGCCGUGAAAUGCAAGAUGAUGUUACAGGACUGGACCACACUGACUCCUAGUUUAGAAAUAAAGAGUGAAGUGGUUGGUGGGGCGUGUUGACCGCUUCACUUAUUUGAGAAUUACC